This is a messenger RNA of Populus nigra (black poplar), 1735 nucleotides long. Its product is annotated as scarecrow-like protein 23. Bases 188 to 1522 code for a protein of 444 amino acids. Lineage: Eukaryota; Viridiplantae; Streptophyta; Magnoliopsida; Malpighiales; Salicaceae. Gene Ontology annotation, biological process: regulation of DNA-templated transcription; leaf development; bundle sheath cell fate specification. The record is from RefSeq and is a predicted model, not a curated record. Gene Ontology annotation, molecular function: DNA-binding transcription factor activity; sequence-specific DNA binding. The transcript has a single exon. Gene Ontology annotation, cellular component: nucleus.
AAUAUCAAAACAAAAAUUUCCCUUUCUAAUUUUCCCUCAUUUUCUCUCUUCCAAACACCCCGCCUUCUUCUUUUCUCUGACACAUCUCUGCUAAGAUUUGUCUCUUUUUACUUAAAAGCUGUUCGCCUUUAAGAAUCUUUCUCUCUCUAAGAUACCCACCAAAGAUCUUUCUUUUUUCACUGUGAUCAUGCUUCAAAGCUUAAUUCCUCAAUCCCCUAUCAAUUCCACAAACCCCAACAAUUCUUCUUCCUCCCCCAUGAAAUCCAAGCGUGCCGCCGCAGACCUCACUGUCGGCGAGUCCUCCGGUGAUGACCCUUCAUCCAAACGGGUCAGUUAUGAAAAUCCCACCACGGAAAUCGUCUCCUCAACCAAUUUAGUCGAAGGCGGAGGAGGAGACGACGGGGGUGAGUCUAGUGGGCUCAGGUUGCUUGGGCUCUUGCUGCAAUGUGCGGAGUGUGUUGCGAUGGAUAAUCUAAAUGGCGCGACGGACUUGUUGCCUGAGAUUGCGGAGCUGUCGACGCCGUUUGGAUCUUCGCCGGAGAGAGUGGGAGCGUACUUUGCACAUGCUUUGCAGGUGCGGGUGGUUAGUUCUAUCCUCGGUACUUACUCACCACUCGUGUCAAAAUCAGUAACGCGAACUCAGUCACAGAAAUUAUUCAAUGCUUUGCAGUCAUAUAAUUCAAUCAGUCCUCUGGUCAAAUUCUCUCAUUUCACAGCUAAUCAAGCGAUUUUCCAAGCAUUGGACGGCGAAGAUCGUGUCCACGUCAUCGAUUUGGAUAUAAUGCAAGGACUUCAAUGGCCAGGGUUGUUUCAUAUCUUAGCUUCCAGGCCUAGAAAGAUCCGGUCCAUGAGAAUUACCGGGUUUGGAUCCUCAUACGAAUUGCUCGAGUCAACCGGGAGGCGACUUGCAGAUUUUGCCAGUUCACUCGGGCUCCCGUUUGAGUUUCACCCCUUGGAGGGUAAAAUUGGGAAUGUGACGGGUUUGAGUCAACUCGGGGUGAGGCCGAGAGAGGCUAUUGUAGUGCAUUGGAUGCAUCAUUGUUUGUAUGAUGUAACUGGGAGUGAUCUAGGGACGUUGAAAUUGUUGGCUUUGUUAAGGCCGAAAUUGAUCACGACCGUUGAACAAGAUUUAAGUCAUGGGGGGGGUUUUUUAGGGAGGUUUGUUGAGGCAUUGCAUUAUUAUAGUGCCUUGUUUGAUGCUCUUGGGGACGGAUUGGGUGUGGAUAGUGUAGAGAGGCAUAUGGUGGAGCAGCAACUGUUUGGGUGUGAGAUAAGGAAUAUUGUUGCUGUCGGCGGUCCUAAGAGGACCGGUGAGGUUAAGGUUGAGAGAUGGGGUGACGAGCUGAGACGGUCUGGGUUUCGACCCGUUUCGCUCCAGGGUAACCCGGCCGCUCAAGCUGGUUUGUUGCUCGGGAUGUUUCCAUGGAAAGGGUAUACUUUGGUUGAAGAAAAUGGGUGCUUGAAAUUGGGGUGGAAGGAUUUGUCCUUGUUGACCGCCUCUGCAUGGCAACCGUCAGAUUGAAUUACUUUGUUGUAGUCAAUGAGACCGGAUCAUCCUAUUUAAUUGGAGUCAAAUGCCACAAACGUGAAGAAUUUGUGGUGAGAGAGACUAUAGAAUGAUGACGAUGGCAUUGGAUCAACGGUAACGGGGGAUCUUCUCUUAUUGUAAUAAUGGACAAGAAGUGUUUUGCUUCCUUCUGAGACUACCUUAAUUUAGGAAGGUUUUUAUUUGAAA